AGUACUUUGCUAACUGUCAUCGCCUUCGCAGUCGUUGAUAUUGGUGCCGACAACGAAUCACCGCCACCAUCGGCCAACUCGUCCGCGUCCGUUGUCUACCUGUACUUUUAUUACGAUUAUUAUUGCACUCAACACUCAAAAGAUUUAAUUAUAGGGACAUUUUCUUGUUUGCAUUUUUCUAUUCAAGUGGUUUAAAAGAGUGAAGCAUUUUCAUUGCUUUAUUUUGGAGCAUUCUGCGUUGCCACUGAAGUGAACGAAAUUUUCAUAUUUCCUCUUUCCAAAAUUUUAGUAAAAUUGCAUUUCCUUGUUUUCCAAGUUGGUCGAAAUAUUGUGAAAAAGUGCAGUGAUAUUUGUGGAGUACACAUUCGUUAGCAUCAAUACCUACGCGACGUCUGAAUACUGCCAACGCAAUGCAGAAUAUUGAAUAAAAAUUAAGAUAUCUUGAUGAAACAUGGUACACAUGUUCCAUAUAACCACCAUAAGAACUUUGGUAUUAUAGAUGAGCAUAAUCGGACCACUGCGAUGCCCACAAACCGUCAUUAAUCGAAAACACAUAAAAUGCCAUAACUGAGCCUUAAUUAAGGUAUAAACCUGUAAGUUGGUACGGGGAAUUGCAUUGGGGAGAGCCAUCUAUGAUUGAAAAAAAUUGUUUAAAGUGCCCAUGUACCCGCCAUCUUACAAGAAUAUAGAAUACAUAUUUUUGACUCUUCCUUCGACAGUGUGAAAAUGAAUGAAAUCGGAUGAUAACCUGGCCCCUCCCCAUUUAACGGUUUUGUUAAAAACUACUAAAAGUGCGAUAAAUCAAUAACUGAAUGCGCCAGAGACAUUAAACUUUACAUCCAGGAUGUUACAGGAGCCGAUGGGCAUGGUACUGCCCUCAAUUAUGUGAAUCACAUAUUUCCGGAACUACUUGACCAAUUCGGUAUAUAACAUUAUCCUGACGAUCCUAUGUUACAAAUGGGCGAAACCGGACUACAAUCACGCCUACUUCCCAUUAAGCCAUUUCCAGUUUACAAAUCAAGCACCAAAGAACAGGACCAGCACCUGGGGAUUAUAAAUGCUCAAGAUGGAAAUUGAAGUGGGGAAUCCCACAACACCCCCAACAACAUAUAGCGAAAAUGCCAAAAAUUUCUUCUCGUUUCACUGGAAGGGUUUGGUCGUAUUCCUAACACCACUCCUUGCCCUCCCUGUCAUGCUGAUGGACAACACGCCCGCAUAUCGUUGCAUGUAUUUGCUCUUGGUCAUGGCAGUUUAUUGGGUUACUGAGGCACUGCCACUUUAUGUCACCUCUAUGAUCCCAAUAGUCGCUUUUCCCAUUAUGGGAAUAAUGAGCUCCGAUCAGACGUGUCGAUUAUAUUUCAAGGAUACCUUAGUGAUGUUUAUGGGUGGCAUUAUGGUGGCACUUGCAGUCGAGUAUUCAAAUUUACAUAAACGUUUGGCAUUACGAGUUAUUCAGUUGGUUGGUUGCAGUCCAAGAAGAUUACAUUUUGGCCUUAUUGCGGUAACAAUGUUUAUAUCGAUGUGGAUUUCCAAUGCUGCCUGCACAGCAAUGAUGUGUCCAAUUAUACAAGCUGUUUUGGAAGAACUUCAAGCGCAAGGAUUAUGUAAAAUGACACAGGAACCUAAAUAUCAGAUUGUCGGAAAGAAGAACAAUACCGCAGAAGAAGAACCACCAUAUCCAUCGAAAAUGACAUUGUGUUACUUUUUGGGCAUCGCUUAUGCUUCCUCUAUGGGAGGAUGUGGCACAAUUAUUGGCACAGCAACAAAUUUAACUUUCAAAGGCAUCUAUGAUGGUCGUUUCCCAACAUCUACGGAACAAAUGGAUUUCCCAACAUUCAUGUUCUAUUCAGUACCCUCAAUGUUGGUAUACACAGGCCUAACAUUCGUUUGGCUGCAAUGGCACUUUAUGGGAUUGUUCCGUCCAAAAACCAAAGAAGCUGAGGAAGUUAGAAUGGGUCAGAAUGGCGCCGAUGUUGCCAAAAAAGUUAUCGAUCAACGUUACAAGGAAUUGGGUCCAAUGAAAGCGCAUGAAAUACAAGUUAUGAUACUUUUCAUCUUCAUGGUUGUUAUGUAUUUUACACGUAAACCCGGAAUUUUCCCGGGUUGGGCGGACUGGCUGAACGCAAAAGAUAUUCGUAAUUCAAUGCCAACGAUAUUUGUAGUCGUCAUGUGCUUCGUUUUACCAGCAAAUUAUGCUUUCCUACGUUAUUGUCUAUGCAAACGUCCGUUCACUACUGCUCCCACACCAUCAUUGGUUACCUGGAAAUUUAUUCAAUCAAAAGUACCGUGGGGUCUUAUUUUCUUGCUUGGUGGCGGUUUCGCACUCGCUGAGGGUAGCAAAGUCAGCGGUAUGGCAUCCAUGAUUGGCAACGCCCUGGUUGUGUUAAAGAGCCUUCCCCACCCCGUUCUCCUGUUGGUAGUGAUUUUAGUGACUGUAUUUUUGACAGCGUUCAGCUCUAACGUAGCCAUCGCAAAUAUUAUUAUUCCCGUGUUAGCUGAAAUGUCAGUGGCAAUUAAAAUUCAUCCUCUGUACUUGAUAUUGCCUGCUGGUCUUGCCUGCAGUAUGGCAUUCCAUUUGCCAGUGAGUACACCGCCUAAUGCACUGGUUGCCGGCUACGCAAAUAUUAGAUCAAAAGACAUGGCAAUCGCUGGUAUUGGCCCAACAGUCAUCAGUAUAGUCGUAUUGUACGUUUUCAGUCUCACGUGGGGUGCGGUGGUGUACCCUAACUUGAAUUCAUUUCCCGAUUGGGCGAUCACACCGGUUUUAAAUGCAACAACACAUUAAUCGUCUGAACUGCCUUUUGGGUAUAGAAUUUAUAGUGUGCGAUGUAUAUUAUGUAAUAUUUCAAAAGUCAAAUAUACAGAAUGUAAAGUCAUUAAGUAACUGAAAGAAAGUAAAUAAGUACAGAAAGCAUUAGCCUCUGCUACCGUAUAAACAAAAGUGCCUGCAUUUUGAUGCCUCUUCACGAUAACUAUGAAAAUAAUCCUUAGACAAACUAAGUUAAUACCGAUUACGCUAACAAUUUUGAAUGUGAGAUUUUCAAGUUCUUAAGUUCAGAUAAAACAAAUCGAUAUCCAAAUUCAUAAAAGUAAAUUUUGAUGUAAACGCAUUGUAAAAAAUAUUUCCCUACAAAUUUGCCACUCACAAAGCAAUUAAAUAUAUAUUAAGUAUAUUUUAUGAAUUUGGAUACUUAAAUCAAAGUUAAACUCAUACCGAUAUUUACAUAUAUGUAUGUAUAUUUAAUAUUAUUAUAUAAUAUUGUAUAUGUAUGAAAAAGUUGUUCUGAUAUAUCUACAUUCAGUUUUUAAAUCAAAAAAGAACAACGUCAACAAAUUGUGACUUCUGAAAACCUCAUAUCAAUGUAACUUAUGCGUUUACACUGCAUUUACAGUAGAAGGAAUUGAAAGUACGAAUAGUUUUAUAAAUAAUAGUCAAAUGUAAAAAUAUAGAACAGAAAAUAUACAAUAUUUACAUUUUAUAUUAAAAACUAAGGGAUCUUGGAAUUGACAACAUUCAACAAAUCUACUAAUAUAUUGGCAAUAUAUACAUAUGUAUGUGCCUGUUGGAAAUAUUUAUAUGUAGACUGUAUAUGUAUAUAAAAACAGACUGACAAAUUGUCAUAACCUCUAUUUCCAAUUGAAGAAAAGAAUGGUGCAAAAGAGUGUAAAAUUGGAAGAUAUUUGUUGUAGUGCACAUAAAAUUAUUUUAUUUUCGCACAUGAUUAUUUUAUUUUCGCACAACAUUGUACUUAUACAUCUUUGUCGAAAAGUGUUAAUUUGUAAGUAUUGUAAUCGUUAUACCAUAUAUUCAGUCCGAAUAUUAAACAUCAAAUAAAUGCACAAAAAUUUGC
Molecule: messenger RNA, 3851 nt
Organism: Bactrocera oleae (olive fruit fly)
Lineage: Eukaryota; Metazoa; Arthropoda; Insecta; Diptera; Tephritidae
Source: RefSeq, a predicted model, not a curated record